Teleopsis dalmanni is the source of this 1165-nucleotide messenger RNA. Its product is annotated as tyrosine-protein phosphatase corkscrew-like. Gene Ontology annotation, biological process: protein dephosphorylation. The record is from RefSeq and is a predicted model, not a curated record. NCBI's taxonomy places the organism in Eukaryota, Metazoa, Arthropoda, Insecta, Diptera, Diopsidae. Gene Ontology annotation, molecular function: protein tyrosine phosphatase activity.
AUAUACCGGCGAAAUCGGUAAUGAAUCGAUAAGAUCUCCAGUUCCAACAACGAUUUCUAGUUUAAUGGGUAAAAAUAUACAAAGUAUAGACAACAUAAGUUACUCCUCUAUAACUGGUAAUAUAUCACAAAAUUUGAACUCAACAAAACUGCCUGCCCCUUUGCCUCCACAAACACCCAUAUUUGCAAUGGCAUCACUUCGAGGUAAUCAACAGCUACAGCAACAUGAAUCCGCUAAUGUAAUGAUACCAAAAAACAUCAUGAAUUCGUCGUUUUCAACUACGUCAACUAAUUCUUCUCAACCAAAAUCCCAACUUGCAGCCUACGAAAAUAUCCCGAAAGACAUGAUGAGGCAUUACGUACCACCAUCGACUUCGCCACGAAAAUCAUGACAAUUUAAUUUCUAAAAUUAAAUCAAAAAAAUAAAAUAUAAUGAUUUGAAAUGAUUUUACAGCUUUUACAACAACGGCAAAAUCGCACCAUUAUGAUAUUCAAUAAUUUUAAAGUGAUAAAUUUGUAAAUUUUUUUUAGCAUUUUUAUAAGAAAACAACUAAAAAUAUUUCAUUAUUUUUAUAGAGGUAUUCAGGAUGUCUGUGCAUCGUUGUAUGUGCAAAAUUAUUUACAGAAACAAUUCCUUUUCUUAUAACUCUGCAUUUGAUUUGCAAGACAAUAUUCGCGACUAAAAUUUCACAUAAAUUUCAUCUUGCAUAUAUAAUUUUCAAGACUAUUGUGUAUGAUACUACUUUCUUUACUGUUCGCUGGACAAUACUUUAGCAAAACUAUCAACUUUUGUUUGAUUUUGUAAUUUUGUGCAAUUGCUUGAUUUUGUAUUUAUUGUACGUCCAACAAUGUCGGACUAUGUCAAUAUAUUGUGCUUUUCACUUUUUCGGCAUUGUUAAAAUUAUGCAUAUCGAAUCUGUGUUAUAUCUUACAAGUAAAUAAAUACGAAAACAAAAAUCAGCUGUUCUAUAUAUUUUCAGGACUAAUAUGCACAAAAUGUAUUCACAAUUAUUUGAGUUUACAAUGGCGCACAUUCACCGAUGCACAUACAUCCUGUAUACCUCUUAUAAUUGCAAUCUGAACGUAUAAUUGUUUACUAAUUGUUACUAGUUCCCAUUAAAUUUACUACAUUAUAUAAUUUGUAAAAUAAAUAAAAACUUUUUUAU